AUGAUUUUCUCAACAUCCUCUUCCGCAACCUCACCUUUGCUCUCCCUAACCACCACCCCACUCCCCACACUCAAAAUCCUCGUUUCAAACGUUUACCGAUGGAUAAACCGUGACCGCAAGCUGACCAUCAAAUAUGCUACACGCAUUCGACAAGCAAUGGCACGUGUUCUCGAAGCCGUUGAACAAGGUACCAUGACGUUACAUCCAACACUACAAACCCACACCACUGCCGACAACCCACUUAGCUCCAAUCCACCAUUGCCCGAUUUGAACUCAUGGUGUCUACCAUCCAAGGAAUAUCCCGCUUCACGUUCCACAACAACCACCUCGUUAUUACGUCACCAAAGCUGA
Messenger RNA from Lichtheimia ornata, 351 nucleotides. RefSeq lists its product as uncharacterized. The transcript has a single exon. Bases 1 to 351 code for a protein of 116 amino acids. The record is from RefSeq and is a predicted model, not a curated record. Lineage: Eukaryota; Fungi; Mucoromycota; Mucoromycetes; Mucorales; Lichtheimiaceae.